GCGUUCUCAGGUAGACCCAGUUUAGUGGAUGGGUACCUGAAGCUGUGGUGCCAGGACGCGAACACCAAGGCGUGGCUGAUGAAAUGGUUGGAGUCGGCCACCCUUCAGAACGGAGACCGUCUCGUUGGGAAGAGGGAGGACGAGAUGGUCCGGAACACAAGGUGCGGUAUUCUGAUCCCGUCCCUGGAAGACAACCUCACCAAGGUAGGAAGGGUCCUCAACUUCCAGAACCCGUGGGCCAUGGUGAGGAAGUGGACACUACACCAGGCGAUCCCCCUUAAGAAAAGGGCCUGUACCCUACUCCUGGUGGGAAUACCUGAAGACGUUGUCCCUACAGUGAUGGAAAAGGGAAGGAGACUGAACUACCUAUGUGGGACAGUCUACAUUCGUUUCCAACACAGCGGAGGACGCUUCAGAGAUUCCCCACCAGAGAAGAACGCAACAGAGGCGAACACAGACGGAGGGGAGGACAAACCCGCAGAAAACGCAACAUCAUCACCAAAGAAUACCCCCUCUGCCAUGGACACCGAUGUCGCAAACGAACACACCUCAGACAUAGAGGAAGGCAUUUUGCUGGACUCGGAGGAUGAGGAUGGACUACCGAAGGGGAUCAGUCUCCUGGACCUAAAGGGAAGGGCGGAAGGGACACCCCCCGAUGGCGCCUUCCCACUGUAAGGUCCUUCAGGUUAACCUCCAGCACAGCGAAUCUGCAACGGCUCAACUUCGAAGAUGGCUGGAGGUUAACCCAACAUCCAUAGCCCUGAUUCAAGAGCCGUGGAUCAGGAACACACGCAUAAACGGCCUUUGUAACACCGGAGGUAAUUUAGUUUAUAAUACACAUUACAAACCAAGAUCCUGUAUAUACAUAUCCCGUAACAUAAUGGCACAACCACUAACUCAAUUCUGUUCCAGAGACGUGUGUGCCAUAAAACUCCUCAGAACACAAAACUCAAGUCUACCGGAGAUAGUCCUGGCGUCCACCUACAUGGCGGCGGAGGACGAACCACCUCCAGUGGAGAUGAACAACCUCAUACGCUACUGCGAACGAGAAAGGCUCGAGCUGGUCAUAUCUGCAGACUGCAACGGCCAUCACAACCUAUGGGGAAUGGAAACCAACAACAAAAGAGCACAGGACUGGCAGCUCAACACAUAUCCAACUGGCACGUGUCGGAUGAGCUAUCCUGCUCCGACCACAGAUGGAUUCGGUACGACCUGACAGCCGACACACACACUACCACAACUAGAAGAAACCCGAGACGCACGGACAUACCGGCGUACAAGGAACUUCUGGAAGGUAAACUAGACAAUAACACACACACAGACAGACCUAGCAAUACAAAGGAGUUGGAGGAACAGGUAAACUUACUUAUUAAAAACAUUACCGAUAGCUACGAAAACACAUGUCCACUAUCGACCUUAUCAGCUAGAGGAAAAAGCAGUAACAACAACAGCUGGUGGGGACCGGAGUUGGACCGAAUGAGAACAAAAAUGAGAAGGUUACUUAACAGAGCAAUGAACACAAGAGCUGAAGAGGACUGGGAUAAGUACAAAACAGCUAAAACAGACUAUAAGAAAAGGCUAAGAUACAGAAAAUCAGCCACAUGGCGGAAUUUCUGCGACAACAUAUCCAAUGUAACACAGGCAAACAGAACAAGGAAAAUCCUUGCAGACCAACCAAGGCAACUACUGGGCACCCUGAGGAGACAGGAUAAUAGCACCA
Messenger RNA from Cydia strobilella, 1720 nucleotides. RefSeq lists its product as uncharacterized. The coding region runs from base 656 to 1216 and encodes 186 amino acids. The record is from RefSeq and is a predicted model, not a curated record. The transcript has 2 exons. NCBI's taxonomy places the organism in Eukaryota, Metazoa, Arthropoda, Insecta, Lepidoptera, Tortricidae.